CGGGUCGACCAGCUGAGUCAAGCCCGCGACGACUCGCUCACAUCGGGUGCUUGUUUUGUUUCUUCGCCUCAGGCGAACGGCGAAACACAAAUCUCCGGAGGGGAGAUUCUCCGAUCUUCAGACAUGAACGCCGCCAUUAGAGCAGCGGUUCUAGGACCGCGAAGCUACUGCUCUAAUACGCAGACCGCUCUUUUCCAUUCUACGCCCGUAUUGGAACGCAAGCGUCGCACUUUCUGGGAAUCCAAAUCAAAUUCAAAUGCAUACAAUAAAAGGUUCAGAAGGAGGAGGGCAAAACAAGAUUUGCUGCGUAAUGUGAAUGUUUUUGCAGAACACUUGUUUGGGGGUUGGGAUGAUGAGUUUAGUGAGGAUGAUCCAUCAUCUCGUAAGCAUGCGUCAUGGUUCAAAAAUCAGUAUGGCAAGGGAUCCAAAAUGAAUCGCGGUGGCAAACAUGGUCCUCAAAGUUGGGGUAAAAGGCAUUUUGAUUUUUGCGAAGAUGGAGAGGAAUAUGAGAUCGAUUACAUUUUUCGCUCCGCGUUUGGAGGAUCUCGGAGUUUCUUUUGUUCCUUCAUCCACGAAGAGGAGGAGCCCCCAUGGAGGCAUUCAUCUAGGUAUUCUAGCUACUUUAGGAGAUCAUGGAAGUCGAGAUACCGACAAGAAGAAGACGAUGAAGAAGAUGGCUACUCCUCAACAGAAUCCAUUGAUCCUGACUCGAGCCAAGCUUCUCAUAGACUAGCGCUCGGUCUGAGUCCUUCGGGACCCUUACUCCUUGAAGACGUUAAAAACGCAUACAGAGCUUGCGCGUUGAAAUGGCAUCCGGACCGCCAUCUGGGUCCUGCAAAGGCUGUGGCCGAGGAAAAGUUCAAGCUCUGCAGUGCUGCGUAUCAAUCUUUAUGCGAUAAGCUAUCAAUUAACUAAAGGGUAUGAUGAUUCUUCCCUCAGGAUUCGAGGCAAAGAAGAUGAUAAAGAGUUAGUUAGGUUUUGUCUCUUAGAGAUGUCUCAUAGAAAUAAUGCUGAAACUGUCUGUGUAACCUUUAUAGCUCACAGCAAUGUACGUUUUUGUCGUAAUCCCAUCAUUUUUUGCUUUACUCAGAGAGAUCUUUACUUGGUGCAAUAUUUUUAACAUUUGUUUC
Molecule: messenger RNA, 1130 nt
Organism: Tarenaya hassleriana
Lineage: Eukaryota; Viridiplantae; Streptophyta; Magnoliopsida; Brassicales; Cleomaceae
Exons: 6
Coding region: 124-915 (263 amino acids)
Source: RefSeq, a predicted model, not a curated record